Betta splendens (Siamese fighting fish) is the source of this 2893-nucleotide messenger RNA. RefSeq names its product UDP-N-acetyl-alpha-D-galactosamine:polypeptide N-acetylgalactosaminyltransferase 18b (gene galnt18b). The transcript is spliced from 11 exons. Lineage: Eukaryota; Metazoa; Chordata; Actinopteri; Anabantiformes; Osphronemidae. Gene Ontology annotation, cellular component: Golgi apparatus. Bases 553 to 2379 code for a protein of 608 amino acids. The record is from RefSeq and is a predicted model, not a curated record.
UCCUCUCCUCCGUCAACUGGACCGGAGCCAGAAGUUCACCGCGACGCGUCCGUCGCUUCUGAUGCGGUCCCGUUGUCUCUGUCUCGUGGACUGAAGCUGAAUUGCAGCCAGGAGGAGCAGAGCUCGUAGAAAAAGCUCCCAAAGUGCGCUCUGGUUCUUUCCAUAGGCGUAAAACAAAAGAAGCGCCUCCGUAGUCGUGGCGGCGUAUGGAAAGCACUUUGUCGGUGAGUCGGUGCGCAGAGGGUCGCGUGCAGCGCGCAGGCUGUCAGUCCAUCCCUCCCAUUGGCUGCAGCAGGAUGCUCUCCGUCUCUCCCGCUUCCUUGAUCCUCAAAUGCGACUGGAGCCGACGGAGGUUCGCAAUGGAGCAGGAGACGGACCCGUCACCUGUAGACAUUUGAUAAUUCCCCGCUCUUCGCCGUCGCCUUUCGAGUGGCAACUAGAGGCAACGCGUCGCUGGAAAUAACUUUUCUUUUUCCAGGUCUUCGGGCGGGCGAGCGGCGCCCCGCGCGCCGGUAUAACGGGAUACUGCGGGCUGCAUGGAGGCAUGUCGGCAUGGCUUGCACCAGGAGAACCAAAACUUUGGUGUCCACAUGCGUGAUCCUGAGCGGCAUGACCAACAUCGUCUGCCUGCUCUACGUGGGAUGGGUCACUAAUUACAUCGCCAACAUCUACAUCAAAGUGCCGAUGCCCGUGGCGGAGAGAAAGUUGGAGGGCGACAAGCGAGGCGACACGCUGCGCAUCAUGGAGCGGCUGGAUCGGCUGGAGAGCGUGGUGAACCAGCACAUUCAAGAGACCCCAGGGAGGGGAGAGGACAGUCAGGCGGACGCCUCCUUCUCCGACUCGUCGCUCUUCGCCCACUGGGGCCAGGAGCUGGGCCCAGACCACCGGCGGGUGGCACUGAAGAUGUUCCAGUACUACGGCUACAACGGCUACCUCAGCGACCGGCUCUCGUUAGACAGGCCCAUUCCAGACCUCAGGCCCGACGGGUGCAAAAACAUCACUUAUCCUUUAAACCUGCCUCAAGUGAGCAUUGUGUUCAUUUUCGUCAACGAGGCCUUGUCGGUCAUCCUGCGGUCUAUUCACUCCGCCAUCAACAGGACGCCCUCCCACCUCCUCAAGGAGAUAAUCCUGGUGGACGACAACAGCAAUAACAAUGAGCUGAAGCAGAAGCUGCAGGAUUUCGUGUCCGAGACCAACGGCCAGCAUCCAGGCUUCAUUAAGAUGGUGCGGCACGGCAAGCAGGAGGGUCUGAUCCGGUCCAGAGUGAGCGGGUGGAGGGCCGCCACUGCCCCAGUGGUUGCUCUGUUCGACGCCCACGUGGAGUUUAAUGUGGGGUGGGCCGAGCCCAUUCUGCAGAGGAUUAAGGAGGACAGAACCCGCAUAAUCUCCCCGUCGUUUGAUAACAUCAAGUACGACACGUUCGAGAUCGAAGAGUAUCCGCUGUCAGCCCAGGGCUUCGACUGGGAGCUGUGGUGCCGCUACCUCAAUCCACCCAAGUCCUGGUGGCACCAGGGCAACAAGAGUGCACCGAUCCAGAGCCCUGCCCUGAUUGGCUGCUUCGUGGUGGAUAGGCUGUAUUUUGAGGAAAUUGGUCUGCUGGAUGAGGGAAUGGAGGUGUACGGGGGAGAAAACGUGGAGCUGGGCAUCAGGGUGUGGCAGUGCGGCGGCAGCGUGGAGGUCCUGCCCUGCUCUCGUCUGGCCCACAUCGAGCGCGCUCACAAGCCCUACACCGAGGACCUGACGUCGCACGUGCGGAGGAACGCCCUGAGAGUGGCCGAGGUUUGGAUGGAUGAGUUCAAGAGCCAUGUGUACAUGGCCUGGAACAUCCCCCUGGAGGACUCGGGGAUCGAUAUCGGCGACAUCUCGGAGAGGAAGGCUCUGAGGAAGAGGCUGCAGUGUAAAACCUUCCGGUGGUACCUGGUGAACAUCUACCCUGAGAUGAGGAUGUACAGCGACACCGUGGCAUACGGAGUGCUGAAGAACUCUCUGAAGACUGAUCUGUGUCUGGACCAGGGCCCCGACAACGACAACGUCCCCAUCCUGUACCUCUGUCACGGGAUGACGCCUCAGAACGUGUACUACACCGGUACCCAGCAGCUGCACGUCGGGCUCCUCAGUCCCACCGUCGACGACGACGACAACAAGUGCCUGGUGGACGUGAACGGGCGGCCGCGCCUGGUGGAGUGCAGCUACGCCGCCGCCAAGCGCAUGAAGCUGCACUGGCUCUUCUCUCAGGGAGGAUCCAUUCAGAACCGGAAAUCAAAGAGAUGCCUGGAGCUGGUGGUGAGCGGCGACAAUGAGUUCGGCUACCAGCUGGCUCUGCAGAAAUGCACUGGACAGAAGUGGUUCAUCACAAAUGUGCUGUUUAGCGGCUCGUGAGCGGCCGCCGGCGGGAACGGCGGGGCGGGGAGCUCGCGCCGACGGCGGCCUCCUCCGACCGCGCGCAUGCGUGCGACUGCGGAAGAACCGGAAGCAGGUGAAGAACGCGCGGUGGAGAACCGCAACCUCCUCCGAGCGGUCGGCAUCACAUCGUAAAUGUUAAACAUUUUAUUUUCCCUACGGAAUCAGCCACAGCUGGCGGAUAUUUUACAGCUUUGACAAGGUAGUUAUUCGGUAUAUUUUGUGGUAAAUACAGUAGAGCCAGAUUUUGGUUGACUUGAACGAUGUAAUGGAUCCGGUAUGUUUUUGUACUUGGUUCGUACCUGCUACCGUGUAGCGGGGUUUCUGAACGUGUCCCCGCUGUCAUUACCUUAUUUGAGUGUCUCAGGUUUGUAGGUUUAUUAUGAGAUUCGGAUGUACAGCUGCGGGAAAAUGUUGGGACAACUUUGAUUAUUUUGUAAGUGUAAAUAUCUCGAUUGUUUGUAUUCAACAGCAGUAAAAUAACUGAUGUGAA